AUGGCGCUGGUCUCAGGGCUCAUCGCCUUUAUGGCUCUCAUCAUCUGCAGAAAACGGCAAGAGGAGUACUUUGAAUUACAUUGUGGCUACAGCAAGGCUUUCCAGGAUUCAGACGAGGAAAAGAUGCAUUACCAAAAUGGCCACGUAUCAUUUCCAGAAGCCAGAUUUUAUAUUGAUCCCCACACAUACGAGGACCCAUGCCAGGCUGUCCACGAGUUUGCCAGAGAAAUUGAAGCUUCCCGGAUCAAAAUUGAGAAAAUUAUUGGUUCAGGAGAGUUUGGGGAAGUGUGUUACGGCCGUAUGAGGCUGCCCGGCAAGCGGGACGUCCCCGUGGCCCUGAAGACUUUGAAGGUCGGCUACACUGAGAAACAGAGGCGAGAUUUUCUGAGCGAAGCCAGCAUCAUGGCCCAGUUUGACCAUCCCAAUGUCAUCCGUCUGGAGGGAGUGGUGACACGAAGUAAACCUGUAAUGAUCAUUACUGAAUACAUGGAGAACGGCUCUCUGGAUUCAUUCUUAAGGAGACACGAUGGUCAGUUCACCAUCAUUCAGCUGGUCGGGAUCCUCCGAGGCAUUGCUUCCGGCAUGACGUAUCUGUCGGAUCUCGGCUACGUCCACCGGGACCUGGCUGCGAGGAACAUCCUGGUCAACAGCAAUCUGGUCUGCAAGGUUUCAGACUUUGGCUUGUCGCGGGUGCUGGAGGAUGACCCAGAUGCAGCUUACACAACCACUGGUGGGAAGAUCCCGAUCCGCUGGACAGCUCCUGAAGCCAUCGCGUACCGCAAGUUUUCCUCGUCCAGCGACGUGUGGAGUUACGGAGUGGUGAUGUGGGAGGUGAUGUCCUAUGGAGAGCGGCCAUACUGGAACCUCACCAACAGAGAUGUAAUAAAGUCAGUAGAAGAAGGCUACAGGCUUCCAGCACCAAUGGGCUGCCCCGCUGCUCUCCACACACUCAUGCUGGACUGCUGGCAGAAGGAGCGCAGCGAACGGCCCAGGUUCUGCCAGAUCGUCACGGUCCUGGACAAGCUUAUCCGCAACCCAGAGAACCUCAAGUCAAUGGACACAUUGUGCAGCCCAUUGAUGAACAGAAGCAUUCCUGAUUUCACAACCUGCAGAUCGGUGAACGACUGGUUGGACACCAUCAAGAUGGGCCGCUACAAAAGCCACUUUGCGUCAGGAGGUUAUCACACGCUCGGUCACGUGAUGAGCAUGAAUCAACAUGAUAUCCAGAAGCUGGGGGUUACACUGAUGGGACAUCAGAAGAAGAUCAUGACCAGCGUCCAGGUGAUGCGAGCGCAGGUGUUAAACCAGAGCGUGCCGUCGGUGCACGUAUAAUCGCCUGCGGUGUCAAUAUAAAUACAUAAUCAUCUGAUGUGUGUGUUCGGGUCAUGUGUUACGAACUCUUAAAGACUCUCCUCUAGAAAGAGAAUUUCAAGAGGACUCUAAACUCCAAGGGUUUCCUUCUCGGCACUGGAUUUUUUUUUUUUUUAACGAAAAUCCCUGCAUUCUUUCUCCAAUAUUCUCUUGGAUAUUUUUUGUUCGUUUCUUCUUUCAGUAAGUGGAUAGCCCACCUUAAAGACCAUGGAUAAUUGAAAUAUCGGUGUAUAUAAAGGAUGAUUUGAUGAACGUCUCUGAUAUAUAGGUGAGAACCGGAGCACUUCACAAUUGAAACAGCAUUAAUGAGUCAAUGAGUGUUUCUAUUUAAAUAUUGACAAUUAAAAAAAAAAAAAAAAACUGAGAUGAAGCGAAGAAUAUAGUAUAAGUACCAAGGAUAUAAUCUAUAAUCUAUUAUCCAUUUUCCCAGCAGAGCUACAUAUCACACAUGGAAAAAUGCUGAACUGAAAUUAAUGAAUUAUUCCGAAAAUUUGUCCCAAUUUGCAUAACAAAGGAAAUGAAAGUGAUAUGUCA
This is a messenger RNA of Ictalurus furcatus (blue catfish), 1905 nucleotides long. RefSeq names its product eph receptor A8 (gene epha8). Gene Ontology annotation, cellular component: neuron projection. The transcript is spliced from 10 exons. Gene Ontology annotation, biological process: protein phosphorylation; axon guidance. Gene Ontology annotation, molecular function: transmembrane-ephrin receptor activity; ATP binding; protein binding. The coding region runs from base 1 to 1332 and encodes 443 amino acids. NCBI's taxonomy places the organism in Eukaryota, Metazoa, Chordata, Actinopteri, Siluriformes, Ictaluridae. The record is from RefSeq and is a predicted model, not a curated record.